Molecule: messenger RNA, 2444 nt
Organism: Centropristis striata (black sea bass)
Lineage: Eukaryota; Metazoa; Chordata; Actinopteri; Perciformes; Serranidae
Exons: 10
Coding region: 82-915 (277 amino acids)
Source: RefSeq, a predicted model, not a curated record
UUUUGAAUGUUUACAAACCGUUCACCGUAACCGCUCCAAGCGGUCAAACUUUUCACCUGGAACCAUCACUUCAAGGAAACCAUGGAGUGUAAAGAGAAGUCACCAUCCUAUUUUCCUCAGUGCUCAGCUGGAUCAGCAAUGGGUAGGAGAAAUGCUGAGGUGAAAAGUUUGGAGCCCAGCAGCGACAUGCUUGAGUUGACAGUGGAGGUAAAAACAUCCAAACCCAUCGAGCUUUCUUCGUGCUUUUGUGAGGACAGUGAAGCCUGCAUGUGCAAAAAUGGCCUUUUUGACUCACUCUGUCUUUCACCAGCGACUGCUGCAGCACAAACACAGAUGCCAAGCACAAAGCCCAAGGCCAGGACGCUGGUAGCAUGCAGACAGCUGACUGAUGGGAACGAGGCGGCCUCUCUCAAGGACCAAUCUCCUCUGUCGUUAUUAACCCUCACAGGGACUGUAAGUCUGGCUGGCGCUGACCCCAAAAAGACCUCUUUGCUUCAAACCUCCAUCACUGGAAAAGCUUCAGUAUCAGCUGCUGAACAGCAUGAAGCCCAGAGCAGAAGGUCCUCUAACAUCUCCAGAGAGGGAAACAAAAGUCAGUAUUACAGAGACCUACGCCAGCAGGUAGAGGAGAGGAAACAACAGAUGGAAAGGGAGAGAAGUAGAAACGCUGUUGACGAGCAAAAGCACAUGGAGACGAUGCUGCACUCCGUCUGGGGGAUGCCAGGAAGUGGCGCCCCAAACUUCCACCUGGGAACGGUGAAACGGACCAACAGCCUCUGCACCGCUGGGAUUUUACCCCAGGAGCAGAUCCGUGAUAAAGGCUUCAGCGGGACCCCCUUCCACCGCCUGCGAAAUGAAGACCAUAACAUCCCCAAACUGAGACCGCCGGGAGCUGCGGGGCAGCAAGGCAAAUAGCAUUCUCUGACUCUUUUCUUUGAGUUAUGUUAGUUUUGCAGCCGUCGAGAUAUUUGGGCUUUUUCAGCAGCAAAUUCUGAUGGUGGCAAAAGAAAUACAGUACCUCAAUAAACUUAGACAGAGAGAACAAAAACAGGAAGAGUAUGAACUCAACUCUCAAUUCAACUCAACUUUAUUUGUAAAGCACUUGAAAAACAACCACAGCCGCAACAAAGUGCUGUACAUAAACAAGCAAACAAGAAACAAUAAAAUAAAUAAAACAGGAAUACACACUAAAAUAAAUAGUUGCAUUGCUUUAAAAAAAACAAUUUAAAAAACAACUCAAGAACUCUAAACAAGUGAGCCUCCUCUUUAUGACUGCAUGUGUUGCUACAUGAACAGGUGCCUGCAACAGCAACACUUGGCAAACCAAGAGUGUACUCGUGGCUUCACUAAUUCUUCUCGAUGAGGGUUUUUGAGUUCGUUAGGGCAAGUCAGCUCUCAAGUUUGCAUAAAGUUGCACUCAGUGAUUUUUUUUCUUAUACUUCCAUAAAGCUGGGGGAUUCAUUUAAAUAAGAAUGGCCCAAAACGAAGCAGCAGAAGCGGCUGAAAUAUUUUAAACACUAAAUCCUACACUUCCCAUAAUGCAACUCAGCAGCAGUAAAGUCAAGUCCUUAAAUAAUCUGAGUUUGAAAGUGCAAUCUUGCAGAAGUCAAGUUUAAGUCAAGCCUUAAAGGAAUAGUUUGACAUUUUAAGGAGAUGAGAAGACUGAUGUCACUCUCAUGCCUGUACAGAAAAUAGGUAGAGCCAGCACCAGGUUAACUUAGCUUAGCAUAAAGACCAAACGAGCACUGUAUCAAGAAGUGGACAUAGCUGUCCUCCAUUGGUUUGUAGAAUACUUAUAUGAAGCCUCAAGUUUGUCACAUUGGCCGUCGCUUUCUUGGUAUUUUUUUCAAGCCAGAAAUAACCAUUUUUGGACGAGAGGCUAGCCCCAGCUACCUUCCUUGGUUAGCAAAAUACACCCAGAAUUCAUGUUAAUUGUGGUAUUAGUUGGCGACUUGUCAAUCACAAAGUAACGAUGCCCCAAAGCAUACCCUGAUUCAUCGUCUAUUUUAUUCUAAAUGGGACCACAAGUUUCUAAAUGAAUAUCAUCGUGUAUUGAAGAAGAUUUGAAACUUGAAUGUUUGCUGAGAUACAAAUCGAGUGAGAAGUAGGGUCAGUUUCUUAUAGAUGGCACCACAAUCUGACUUUUUUUUUUUUAAACCAGUGGAGUCGCCCCCUGCUGGCCGUUAGAAAGACUACAGAUUUAAGCAUUUUUUUAUCUGGAAAUGGGGUGAAACAGCUAGCUGGCUUGAUCCAAAAGUAAGAAAAUCAACCUAAUCUGAGCUAACUGGCUCAUUUUUUUUGGAUAAAGUCCGACUCGGGUCAACAGAUGUGAUGUCAGGAGAAGCUGGGAAUCAAAUCAGAAAACCCGUGAUUACAGGGAAACAUAUUCAACAGCUGACCUGCAUGACUGAGCACUGAAACUGAAUUAAAGGUUUGCAACGGUU